Messenger RNA from Sungouiella intermedia, 1341 nucleotides. The record is from the annotation of a GenBank genome assembly. Lineage: Eukaryota; Fungi; Ascomycota; Pichiomycetes; Serinales; Metschnikowiaceae.
AUGAGGCAUAGAACGACUUUUAUCCACUCUCGUGGCAAGGAUAAUGGCAUUGAAUCCCUCAAUUCGACGUAUGUGGAAGUUGUUCCGGGAUCGACGCGUGAGGACAGACUUACAUAUGAUGCACCUUCCUAUUCACAUAUAAGUUCGCUUAGAAUCCAAGUGAUCAAGCCAUUUCAGCGGACGCCGCAAACGGCGCCAUUUUCUUAUGACUACCAGAUUGGUCUGCAUAUCUACAUUGUUCCUAAGGCUGUACCGGAAGUCAAUGAGCGCCAAAACUUCUAUGCUCAAGUAAAUAGCUUGUUAAAGGAAACCUUUGACAUAGAACUUGAGGAGAAGGACUGGAUUCUUUCGUUGAACUCUUUAUAUUAUCACACAGAUGAAUACUUGAAGCCCCAUGGGAAUUUUGCAGGGAAAUUGCCUGCUGAAUGGGAUGCUCUUGACUGCUCUAUCACUGAAGGCACAGCUGUGGUGAAGUCAUUUCAAGCGCUUCUGAACGAUUUGCAAGUUGAUGCUGGUACCUCUGGAGAGUACAAGGAAGUUGGCGUCUUCGGCAUUGAGCUUUUCACCACCCGUGACGACUUAGUUCUUUCAGGAGCCAGAGUUGUUUUUAACGAUGAUGAUGGAGAUACUCUGGAAGACGAAAAUAAGUUUGUCCACAGAACUUUGUUUCAUGUCAAGCCAAGACAUCGCCAGAUUUCUAGUGUCCCCAUUGAGUACGUUCCCAACGGGCUCCAUCCAAUCAUUUCCUUGAAAGAGUCUCCAAAAAGACCGGAGGACGAUGAUCUUCGAUUGUGCAAGCUCUAUUAUUAUGCUGCCCUCAACAAGAAUGUUUUCUUUGAUCGCUAUCAGACCCCUGAAGCACUCACAACCCUCACAGUAUUCGGCACCACGGACUUGGAACUUCCCGAGUAUCUGGUGAGUGGCUGGGGAAAUGAAAUACUCAUGGAGGUUGAUCCUGAUGCACAAUUUCCCAUUGAUUUGACAUUGCACACGCGUUACCAGUUGCCAAAAAACGACUCUGGGUAUACCGACGUAAUAAUCGAGAAGCCUCUUCUUUUCUAUGGAUGUGAAACAGGCUCAGAUUCGUAUUUGUUGAAGAAUUCGCCAUUCGAUAACAAAGCUGUCAUCGGGGGUGGUUACGAAAAGUUUUUCACCGAUGAUACUGUAUUCUACAGGGCACUGGAGCCUGGGGCAGUAACUAUCACCGUACCUACUGCCCACGGCAGUGCCAACUGGGUAAAUUUGGUCACCAUGCUCUCAGUUUUGUUGGGAAUAUACAUUAUUGUAUCCAAGGUGUUCGGAGUCAGACGGAAUGUGGAAACUAUCAAAAAGAACCAGUAA